UGCUUUGGUUGUAGUUAUGUUGUCCUUUCGUUCGAGCGACAAUGUUUGGUCGGUUAUUACGGAACGUGACACAUGCCCGAGCGCAAGCACACACACUAACCCACUCACAUGCAACACACAGGGAAUUCCAAUCCGUCACAGCUAUGUCACAAACUGCCGGACCAAUCGCACUCUAACACAAACACCCAAAGAAGGGGGUCCCCACUUCCGCCCCACACACAUGGAGUAUAGAGUCAAACACUGGCUCCCCAUAAUGAGCCCCUUUCAAGGUUUUUUUUCCACACACACAAACACACACAGUCUCUCUCUGUCAUAUACACACACACACACACACGUACACACUUCAGCUCUGUUUCCAUGCCGACAGGCUGUACUACCGAGGCUGGGAGAGGAAAUGCCAGGCUCGGUUUCUAAGCGCCUGUUCUUCUGAAACACAUAACACACAUUGUGUCGCUGCCGUGGUCAUUAGAGAGGGAAAAUCCUCCUGGUUAUCUAACAGACUAGUUGUGUCACAUAGUUACCGUUAUCGCUCACCAUCAACUUCUCUCUCUCUCUCUCCCUCCCCCCUUUUUCUCAUCCUCUCAUUCUCCCUGUCUACUAAACUCGUUCUUCCUCUGUCUUUUUACACCCUUCUCGGUCUCUCUUCUCUCGGUUGCUCUCUUUUUUUCUUAUCUUUACCUUCCUGGAUAACCCGCGGAGGGUGAGGGUUAGGAGAAAUGAAAGAAAAGAACCCCUGGCAUAAGGCGGUGGUAAUCUUCAUCGCUGUGCUUGGUAUCAUAGCAAUAGUUGCCCUGGUAACAACAGCAGUACUGCAGAACAAACCUCUCCAACAGAAGUUCAAGUAUGGAAUUGUCCUGGAUGCCGGCUCUUCUCAUACAGCAGUGUAUAUCUACGAGUGGCCGGCAGAGAAGGAGAAUGACACCGGGAGAGUGAAGCAGAAACAUUUCUGUCAAGUCAAAGGUCCGGGAAUCUCCAGCUACUCACUGUCUCCAGAACAGGCAGGGCAUUCUCUCAGGUUAUGUAUUCAAGAAGCAGUGCUCAAUGUCCCCCGACGCAGGCACCAUGAGACCCCCCUGUACCUCGGGGCCACCGCCGGGAUGAGGCUACUUAGGAUGGAGAACCAAAGUCUGUGUGAUCAGGUUCUGGGGUCUGUAGAGAAGGUAUUGCAGUCUACUCCAUUCGACUAUCAGGGUGCUCGCAUCAUCUCUGGCCAGGAGGAGGGGGCCUUUGGCUGGGUCACCGUCAACUACCUGAGUGACAGAUUAAAACAGGGUUCAGGGACCACCGGAGCUCUUGACCUGGGCGGAGCCUCCACACAGAUUACCUUUGCAACCAAUCAGGACGAGACGGGGGAGUCGGCAGAGAAUACUGUAACCUUCCGUCUCUAUGGAAACGACUACUUCCUAUAUACACACAGCUUCCUGUGCUACGGGAAAGACCAGGUGCUGAAACUGGCACUGGCUCAGCAGACUCAGGCAGGGGCCAGCACAUUGCUCGACCCUUGUUUCAACCAAGGUUACAGUACUAAUUUAAGCUACUCCAGCGUGUAUUCCAGCCCCUGCAUCACGACUCAGAAACCUCUUGCUGCCGGUGAAGGUUUUACCCACAGAGGAACUGGAAAUGCGUUACAAUGCCAGGAAGUUGUUAGACGCAUUUUCAACUUCAGUGGCUGCACCUUCAGCCACUGUUCGUUCAAUGGGGUCUAUCAGCCACCGCUGCAGGGCCAGUUUGGGGCGUUUUCAGCGUACUACUUUGUGAUGAACUUUCUUAACUUGACGUCAGACACUCUGGAGAACAACAUGGAGAAGAUGGCACGAUACUGUUCAACACCCUGGACACAGAUCAAGCAGCAGUUUCCUAAUGUGAAGGAAAAGUACCUGGCAGAGUAUUGCUUCUCUGGGACCUACAUUCUCUUUCUACUGACCCAUGGAUACAACUUCACCUCAGACACCUGGUCAAACAUCAAGUUCAUUAAGAAGAUUUCAGGUAGUGAUGCCGGUUGGACACUGGGCUACAUGUUAAAUCUAACCAACAUGAUUCCUGCUGAGGCUCCAGACACUCCGCCUCUUCCUCACGCCGGAUAUGUCACCCUCCUCCUCUUCACUUCUCUCCUACUCUUCCUCAUCUUGCUCUGUAGUCUCAGAUCACUGUGGGUACGCUGCACCUCUCAGAGACAGAUCAUUUGAAGACAUUGAUCGUGUGUUUAUUUACGUGAAUGUUUAUACACUUUUUCUUAUGUUGUCUGUAAUAUAUAUCUUAUUCUGCUAUAAAGUUCACAUUUAUAAAAACAA
Molecule: messenger RNA, 2291 nt
Organism: Esox lucius (northern pike)
Lineage: Eukaryota; Metazoa; Chordata; Actinopteri; Esociformes; Esocidae
Gene: entpd1
Product: ectonucleoside triphosphate diphosphohydrolase 1
Exons: 10
Coding region: 717-2186 (489 amino acids)
Biological process (GO): nucleoside diphosphate catabolic process
Cellular component (GO): plasma membrane
Molecular function (GO): UDP phosphatase activity; GDP phosphatase activity
Source: RefSeq, a predicted model, not a curated record